GUCAGUCAGGGGCAGGGCGAGGCCGGGCGGCGGGGAUGGCGGCCCCCACCCGGCGCUCCGGCUGCAGUUGUGAGGAGCGGUGGCAGCAUGAGGACGGGCGCUGGGGAGGCGGUGGGCGUCCUGUGCCUGGUCUCUCUGGUGGCCGCGCUGGACUACAAGUACCACCACAGCGAGGAGCUGGAGGCGUACCUGAAGGAGGUGCACGCCGCCCACCCGGCCAUCACCCACCUGCACAGCAUCGGCCGCUCGGUGGAAGGUAGAGACCUGUGGGUUCUUGUUCUGGGAAGGUUUCCAACCCAACAUAAGAUUGGCAUUCCAGAAUUCAAGUAUGUUGCUAAUAUGCAUGGGGAUGAGACUGUUGGGAGAGAAAUCCUGCUCCAUCUGAUAGACCACCUGGUGACCAGCUAUGGACGUGACCCAACUAUUACCCGGCUACUCAAUAAUACCCGGAUUCACAUAAUGCCAACGAUGAACCCCGAUGGGUUUGAAGCUACAGUGGUGCCCGAUUGUUAUUACUCAAGAGGAAGGUACAAUAAGAACGGAGAAGAUCUCAACAGAAAUUUUCCUGACGCCUUUGAAAAUAACAACAACGUCAUUCAGCCAGAGACUCAAGCAGUGAUCAACUGGAUAAAAAAUGAGACGUUCGUUCUUUCAGCAAACCUGCACGGGGGUGCCCUGGUUGCCAGUUACACAUUCGAUAACGGUAACUCAGUUACUGGCACAUCAAAUGGUUACAGCAGGUCUCCAGAUGAUGACGUUUUUAUUCACCUGGCAAAAACCUACUCUUUCAACCAUGCCAGCAUGUACAAAGGGAUCGGGUGUGACAGCAGACCGACCUUCCCAGAUGGCAUUACCAAUGGGUACUCCUGGUACCAGCUGGAAGGUGGAAUGCAAGAUUACAACUAUGUCUGGGGACAGUGUUUUGAAAUCACAUUGGAGCUGUCGUGCUGUAAAUAUCCUCCAGCAGAGCAGCUGGAGAAGUUCUGGAGAGACAAUAGAGUUGCUCUGGUUGAAUAUAUAAAGCAAGUACACCUAGGAGUCAAAGGUCAGGUUACUGAUAAAAAUGGGAAUCCUAUUCCCAACGCAAUCGUGGAAGCCAAAGGGAGGCCUCACAUCUGCCCCUACAGAACAAAUGAGCACGGCGAGUACUUCCUUCUCCUUUUGCCUGGGAAAUACGUGAUCAAUGCUACGGUACCAGGAUUCAAAUCGAUGCUGAAGACAGUGGACAUCCCUGACAACACCGCUAACUUCAGCGCUCUGAAACAAGACUUCUCCUUCCCAGAUGUGUCUGUCAAACCAAGCCCUGCUUCGUGCCCCAGAACCCCCCUGUACCAGGAGCUCGAACGCACGUCAGCUGCAGUAAAACCAACUCUACACAUCUUGGUUUUAGUAAUGGUUACGAUUUCCAUUUUCAAAUGAAGUCAGGAGUUACGUGACGUGGCAAAACCCUCCGGCUUCUGAAACGAAGAUUGUAUGUAAGAGAAUGUUUUUGUAAAGCUGAGAAUUGGGUUUUUAAUCAUGUUUAUUGCAUUUUUGUAAAAUAUUGCCUUGACAAUCGGAUGUUAUACUUUAAUUAGACUGUCACUUUUCUACGACGAUAUUUUACUUCAAAGAAAUACUGUACAGUCGGAUGCAGUGUUACAGACACACUUCGUUAAAGAACUUGCCAGAGGUUCAAAAACAGUUUGAAAUUGUGCUGCAAGUGUGUCCCAGUGGUGCUCUGUUGGACCAGCAGUUUGUGUGCCCACACACAUGCAAGCAAUUAGUUCCAUCCGAAUUUCUCAUAAUAAAGCCACUGCUAAAAAUGAAGAAUGACACUUCUAACUCUGCUCUUUCCUGUCUAGACAAACGAGACCGAUCAGGACUGAAAUAACAUCAGUAAUGCCCGUUCUAAGAAAGGAUGCAGGGAGGAAGUAGCAGGAGGUAUGUGCCAAGGGGCUGUGUGCUGGAGCCUUGGUGCCAGCCUGUGCCACUGUAGAGUGCUCACAAGUUAAAGGCCAGUACCAGUGCACAGCCUGGGUUCUGAUUUUGUUCCUUAUGCCGUAAAUGACAUCUCCUUAAGGCAUGUGAUGCAGGACACUCUGUACUACCCACCCCAGGAACCUGCACUGCUGUUCCACAAUUAAAAAGAUGCAUGAAAAUCAAGCAGCACUUCAAAAACAUCAAAUCACGGCCAUGAAAAAAGCACUGAGGAGGAUAUGAACAUCUUUAUUUAAAGCUUUUAAACAGAUAAAAUGUUUAGUUUCCUCAGCAGAGGAAAACCUGAAACCCAAAUAUAUAGUACAUGUUGGAAAUUCUUCUGUGCACUGUGAGCGGAGAGCUGUAUCUUAUUGAAUGACACCCACUAAGCCACAGGGACAGCACUACAGGAGUGACAAAAUUGCAUAGUUAAAUAAUAUUACACUCAGCUGUCUAGUUAAGUAAGACUCUGCUCUGGGAAACACUAUUUGAUAUUUCAGGUGUUUGUCAUUGGGAUGGUGAGCGCCGUUAAUUUGGCUCAAAAACAAAAACUGCCCCUGGAAAGUAACAGCUAGUGAGAAAAGGAGAAGACAACACUGCUCUAGUGUCAACAACAACUUUUACACAUACAAUAUACGUGACAGACCUCUUCUUCAGUGCACCUGUGGUAAGCAAGUAUACGUUAGUUGGAAGCAACACCGCAAGAUGAGGCCCUCAUAUCUACCCUCAUAAGCCCCCAUGCACCGUGAGUAACAAAGACAGUGAGCAGAGCUGGAGGCAGGCAGGAGCUGUGCCACCCUGUAAGUCACAAGUGCACGUGCCCAAAGCUCUUUUCCACUGGCACUUAAUGCAGCAGCAACAACCCUUUGUUUAGUCUGUGCUGCACAGCAGAGGAUCUCCUCUGCCUGGGAUAAACACAACAGUACCUCAGGUUAAGUUGAGAAGGAAUAUUUCAACCAAAUACCGAUUCAUUUAUUCACCUUAUUUUGUUGUUUCAUAAUGCUUCUAAUGAUUUCCUGCUGUGGCCCCAGCAGCAGCUGUACCCAACCACUGCCCACCUGAAGCACACAGGCAGUUACCACAACUGCAGCCUUCUCAGUCCUGCCUGUUCCCCCAGCUCCUUUGGUCACCUUCAUGUUCAGUGUGACGCCUCCCUCUGAUCAGUUCUUCCUUCCACACACUGCCCUCUGAUGUCAGCAGCACCACAGAGCACUGUGUGGCUGCAGUGGGAGACGCAAAAGCAUUUCAACGCAAACCACCACCCAAGCAGUUCCCCUGUGCUCACAUGGCAUUGGCUUCUGACUCUUUUCAACGAGCAUUUUGCAGCUUCAACAUCAAGACAGUGUUAAGGGAAGGAAAAGUGAGAACAAAGGCAUACAUUGUCCAUCUCUCCACCUGAAUAUGGCCUGUAUCUCUGCCUGCAUGCUACGAUUUCUUAAAUAUCCCUCCUAUAGGAUGACUUAUAGUGACUUACUAAGCACACGUGUGUGUCUGUACAGGUACCAACAAACCAAUCCAAUAAAUUAAAGCUCACACCACUAACUAUAAGCACAAGAAAAUUUACAAACUG
Coturnix japonica (Japanese quail) is the source of this 3529-nucleotide messenger RNA. It is a transcript of the gene CPM, whose product is annotated as carboxypeptidase M. Lineage: Eukaryota; Metazoa; Chordata; Aves; Galliformes; Phasianidae. Gene Ontology annotation, biological process: peptide metabolic process; protein processing. The record is from RefSeq and is a predicted model, not a curated record. Gene Ontology annotation, molecular function: zinc ion binding; metallocarboxypeptidase activity.